AUGAUACCCCACUGGCAGUGGGGCCAGUACCUGAUACAGUACCAUGAGCUAGCUAGUAGAAGUGGUGGUAUUUGGCACUUGGGGGAGUGCUGGAGGGUGGACUCAUUGGGCAUCAUUGUCAACCAGCCCUCUGUGGCUUCUCUCGUCUAUUCAUUUGAUCGGUAUGCUGCACAGUAUGAAGCGAUGAUGUCGGUCCAGCACCCACAUCAAGAAAAAAUCGACAAGUUGCACUCAUUGGUUUAUCUUGUCUGUGCACAUGGCGUGUUCCACUUUAAUCCCACCAUGGGUUUUGACACUGCCACUAUCUCCAGCAAUGAUGACACUUUCGACCUUGACCGAUGGAGGAAGAAUUUCAAGGAUAAGCACACAAACCUGGCCAAAAAGAUGCACUUCAUGUGA
Molecule: messenger RNA, 399 nt
Organism: Suillus paluster
Lineage: Eukaryota; Fungi; Basidiomycota; Agaricomycetes; Boletales; Suillaceae
Exons: 3
Coding region: 1-399 (132 amino acids)
Molecular function (GO): nucleic acid binding
Source: RefSeq, a predicted model, not a curated record